Molecule: messenger RNA, 1071 nt
Organism: Lodderomyces margitis
Lineage: Eukaryota; Fungi; Ascomycota; Pichiomycetes; Serinales; Debaryomycetaceae
Exons: 1
Coding region: 1-1071 (356 amino acids)
Molecular function (GO): nucleotide binding
Source: RefSeq, a predicted model, not a curated record
AUGUCAAUAACUCUCAAUUGGGCUAUAUUAGGUGCUGGAAACAUUUCCUCACAAUUCGUUUUUGAUUUAUUGCUCAACAAUGACCGAAAGACACAGUAUCGCCACGUCAUCAAGAGCAUUGGCUGUUCCAGUUCAGUGAAGGGUCAAGAAUUUAUCAAAAACAACAACAUCACAGCAGAAAGAAAUUAUAACGUAACCCCUGUUGUCCAAUCAUACAAAGAACUUUACGCAAAUUCUGAAGUGGACGUGGUUUACAUUGGAACUCCUCACAACUUUCACUGUGAGCAAGCUGUGUCAUGUUUGGAAAACAACAAACACGUCUUAUGCGAGAAGCCAUUUGCAGUGAACAGGAAAGAAGCAGAGAUCAUAUUUAAUGCUGCAAAAAAGCACAACAAGUUUUGCAUGGAGGCUGUGUGGACAAGGUUUUUCCCAGCAAUCAAAGAGCUUAAGGAAAAGGUGUAUCACGAGAAGGUAAUUGGUGAUGUAUACAGGUUGUUUGCAGAUUUUAGUUACAGUGGUGAUGUCAAGAACUUGCCGUUGACGUCAAGAGUAAGAGAUAGAUCGUUGGCAGCAGGAUCGCUCUUGGAUAUUGGUAUAUAUCCUAUUACUUACUCAAGAAUACUUUUGGAUGAUCAAGUAGGUCAGAGUGCUUCCAAGUUUGAACAAAAAAGCUUCCUCUCGAUCGAUAAGGACGACUUGGUGGAUCAUCUUGGCUCAAUCAUAAUAAAAUACGAAAAUGGAAAGCACGCUCUACUUACUUCGUCUGAGUUGGUAGAUGGACCAAAGGCCUACGUGAGACUUGAAGGAUCGAAUGGUUGGGUUGAAAUGUAUAGUGACAAUCCCGCCAGAGCCAAGCACUUUAAAAUUUUCAACAAGCAUGGUAAUGAAAUCUAUGAGUACAAGGACAACUCUGGAUACAAUGGCUUUAUAUACGAAGCAAAUGCAGUUGCUAACGACAUUCACGGUGGCAAAUUAGAGGACGCGGUGAUGCCUCACGAUGAAACCCUACUUGUGAUGGGGGUCAUGGAUGAUAUUAGGAAGGAGAACGGGCUAGUAUACGAGCAGGAUUAA